Messenger RNA from Pseudo-nitzschia multistriata, 3595 nucleotides. The record is from the annotation of a GenBank genome assembly. NCBI's taxonomy places the organism in Eukaryota, Bacillariophyta, Bacillariophyceae, Bacillariales, Bacillariaceae.
CGUUGCGCAGUUUCCGAAGCAGAGCAUCUCAGACUAGAUCGACGGAUCAGUCUAUCCAUCGAUCUAUCGAUCCGUAAUAUUUCGAGUGGUCACCCACCGGUUCUUCGACAUGAGUAACCCGCAGCCUCUUCCCCUCUUCGAUCUCUUUCUGGAUCUCCCGCAUCCCGCGGGAGCGGCAUCUUGUCCCCCUCCGAACAGCUACGCGUGCCCAGCCACCAAUCCAGAAGUCGAGAAGGAAAUCGCAGCGAACAUGUCUCGGAUUGCUAUGUUUGCCUUUCCCGAAUUCGACGAUACCCUGAACCAGCGCAUACCGCGGGACAAAGCCCUGAACCGGUUUUCGCAGUACGCCAUGCAACCCAAGGGCUUUCAAAACUACACCUUUUCGUUGCAACUGAAAUCGGGGGUUCGGGUCCACGGAUUUGUCCGUCGGUACUUGCCAAUGCACCAGUUGGUUGAGCAUAGAUACGACGUGGGACGUCGAGGAGAACGUGCUCUCGUAAUGCUGACAAGAUUUAGCGGCGGCGAUUUAAUGUUUGCAUCCGUUUUAAAGUGCGUAUCGUGUGGUAAUGCACUAUCUAGUAUCGGCAUUCAAAACAGUUUUUGAAAAAGUCUUUCGACAGCGCCCUCACCUCGAUGUAUCAUUUUCUUUUGUUUCGUUUUGUUUUUCUGCUUUGCUUCAGGACGAUAGAUACAAUUUUGUGUCAGAAGGCGGCUCUCGAUCCAAAAUAUGUCCACUCCGAGCCGCAGAAAUUGUUCUUGAACCGAAUUUAUGAAGAACACCAAAAACUGUGCCACGCAUUCUUGUCUACACCUCAACAGGAGCGACCGCUAAUGGUGAUGUCGAUAGGGUCGGUCGAAGUGGGAAACAAACCGAUCCGAUUUCUCAACCAAGUAGACACAUCCAAUUUCCUAGUGCCUACCAGUCUGCUUGCAAAGGUUUCGAAUGUAGAGGCAAUGACGAGCUCCCCCAUUCUACCGCUGCUUCGUGUGCUGGGUGUAUCGAGUACUCUGAGACUUCUUUCGGCACUUCUCAGUGAAAACCGUGUUUUACUGAUUUCGGCCAAUCCAACCCGGUUGGCGCAGUGUGCAAGAUCGGCCCUGUCUAUUCUUGCCCAAGGCCUACUCAAUUGGCAGCAUCUAUACAUCCCGGUGUUGCCGCCACACUUGUUUCAAUACCUGGGUGCACCCGUACCCUACUUAAUCGGGAUACUUUCGGCGUUCGUACCAAAGCUGAACGCAGACGGGCUCGGCGAGAUGGUUAUUAUUAAUCUGGAUACCAACCAAAUGGAGACCAGGGGCAUGAAUCCAAUGGAUGUCGCGAGAAAAGUCCCCGAUUUAUUCCAGAAGGCUGUCUCAGAGCAGGGAAUGCCCGCAUCUACGAUGUCGGCAUCGGAAAUGCUCGCACAAGACUUGAUUGAUCUGCUGAAAGUGGACAAGCGGGCAAUUUAUGGCGAAUCGACUCUCACCAAUGUAUCAGAAACUGCAGCGAAGGCAACAAAAGCAGUAAAAUCUGGGUUCAACAAGUUGGCAUCAAAAGGGAAAAAGUUUUUUAAUACCCGAAAGGGUAGUUUACAAAGCAUUGACUCGAUCGGCAGCGUAGAGGAGGAGGUGGUCGAGACAAACACUCCUGAAGUUGAUCUGAACACUAUGUUGCCAGAUGCUGUUUAUGUUCAAGGCAGUCGCAAUGAAUUUGGAGAAGAGCAAGCCAAAAUUGCGUUUGCUUCAUUUUACCUUUCAAUUUUCGGGAACAUGCGAUGGUAUCUCUCUGCAAUGCCCGGGAAGCUGCCCCAUCUAGAUAGAAAACGCUUCCUGCAACAGAAGAGGGCGAUGGGUGGAGAAUCUACGCCUAUUUGGCCGCUUCUUCAGAAUUUUUGUGAGUCUCAAAUGCUUGAAGAGUUUGCAAAAGCCAGGGUUGACGAAGUGAGGCUACGAAAACCUGUGACUACCGAUUCUCCCUUGUUUACCCAAUGUGCCAAUUACCAUCGAUUGAACAAUAUUGACUUCAGUGUGGUCAACGUUCGACGUGUAAGUCGGCAAGUUGCGGAGAGCAACCCUUCUCGGAUGAUUAUGCAGGCAUCGUUUCGAAGAACAGCCAUGUUGAUUACAUCGAACAAGACAUAUGACGGAGACUACAACAAGGCAGUCGCGCAUCUUGUAGAACAAUGUAGGGAAUCUGCUGCUGUUCUGUCCGAUGUCAUGUCGGUGAUAUGGGUGAGAAUACGUGAUUCGAAGGGGGUCCAUUGGAAGCAUGGUCUACAAGCAUUGCAAGUGUUGAGAAAUCUUCUCUAUCACGGACCCUUGGCAGCCAUUGCGGAAGCAACGGAUGGAUUGGACAAGAUUCGUGCUAUGAAAUUCUAUAACGAUCACAUGAGAUCUCAAAUUUGCACCCAGAUCCGACAAGCUGCCCACCAAGUCUACAAUCUUCUUGUUGAUCGGGCCAAACUCUUCCACAUUCGUCGGAUCUGCGUGAAGAAGCGACUGCUUCUCAAACAGCCGGAGCAAUCAAGAGUAAGUUUGUAACGAAUUUUACUACAUCCCAUCUCUUUGUGUUUUUAUUGUUUCUCUCACCCCUGUUUCACCCUGGUCAUUCUUUUUAGUACAUUAAAAACACGAGAAUCUCCAUCACACAUCGAUUUGGUGCUAUGCACCAGCACUUCAAUCCGAAUGCUGCUCGUGUCGCACCUGCACCUCGUUCGGGACCUCUACCAUCUACUGGAGAUGACAUUUUCGGAUUGACGUCACCUUCCGCAGGAGGGAUCCCAGCAGCGCCAAAGAGUGCAGAUGUAGCGCAAGAUAUCGUAGGGUUGUUUAGCAAUAUCGAUGUAUCUAAUCAGUCGAGUGGUGGAGCGUCUCCAGCGCCUGCUUCCCGAGCUCGCAAUCCAUUCGACCCGGCACCCACGCCAAAUUCACAAAUGUCGUCGCCCCCUCCCCAAUCAGUUCCACGUCACCCAGGGGCUAUUACGCCUCAACCAUCUACUCCUCAUUCCCAGAAUUUAUUUUCUCCGGUUUCCGCUGCCACUGCACAACCCUUAUGUCAAGGUUCUCCUGCGCAACAAGUCCAACAACAAGCAACGAGGGCACCGAUUCCGGGCCAACCCAUAACGUAUGGUUCUCCCUACCCACAGACUUCUACGCCGACGCAUCAUCAGAGACCUGCAGCUCCGCAGCAACAAUACUACCAGCCUCAACCUCCAGGUCAGCACCCUCCGUCGGGUCCUCCCCAAAAGAGUGGAUAUGCCAUGUCGUCGCCGCAACAGCAGCAUCAAUACAAUCAAGCAGGAGGUUACAAAUAUGCCCCUGGACAACAACAGCACCAGCACUACCAACACCCACCAUCGCAACAACAACAAUAUGCGACUCAACAAGCACCACCAGCCCAACCCCCAAAGCCAAACCUAUCUCAGUUCGACCCUUUUCAAUAAAUAAUUGUGUCAAAACAAGAUGAAUUACUAGUUUUCCUAGUGAUCAGUAAUAGUAGGAUGCAUUCCUUUUGUAGAAUGGUGCAUCUCGGGACACGUGUCUUACAAAAAUAGAACAAAAACAUGAUUGGCAUCGAAUUUCAUUUUUAUGCUUCCAGUAAAGGUUUACAGUAACU